This is a messenger RNA of Capsella rubella, 1552 nucleotides long. Its product is annotated as interactor of constitutive active ROPs 4. The transcript has 3 exons. Lineage: Eukaryota; Viridiplantae; Streptophyta; Magnoliopsida; Brassicales; Brassicaceae. The record is from RefSeq and is a predicted model, not a curated record. The coding region runs from base 391 to 1371 and encodes 326 amino acids.
CUAUAGAGUCUGGACAAAAGCUAAAAAACCUCUCUUUCCUCCACAUUUUUUGGGUUCUCUUGUCUUUGUGCUCUUGUUUCUGUUAAACAGAUUCAAAUUAUCCCCUCUGUUUUUAGUAUUUUAUCUGCUUCGAUUACUUGAACAAGACUAUUCGCAAUCACUCCUUCGUAGUCAAUUGCAAAGGAGAGAGACUUAGAAAGUAGUCUCUCAGCUGUCUGCAUUAUUGUCUUCAAGAGAGUCUCACUCGCACUUAGUGGCGCGUGUCUCACAGUUCUUAUCAGAAUGUGUCGUGCUUCCGAGGAGUCUCAUGUGUGCUUUAUUCAUUUCUGAGGAAUGCUUUUGAUUUUUCAUCAGAUCAUAUAACCUUUGGAGACAGCCUCAACAGCUAGAAUGCCAAAGCCAAGUAUUAGAGGUUCAGAGUUGUCUCAGAGACAAUCUCCAAGGUUAAGGACAUCGUCAUCGUCCACUGCCUCUGAUCCGCAUCACCUCAGCCGUCCGACUCAAGACCAGAGUCUAAAACUCGGUCUUGACCGUAGAUAUUCGAGGAGUGGUGGGCCUCACACGGAUCCGCUGACUCAGAAGAAGCUUGGGAGUCGCAUCUCUGGCUUGGAGUCACAGCUAGGACAAGCCCAGGAGGAGUUGAGAUUGCUCAAACAGCAGUUGGCUAAAGCUGAAGCUGCCAAGAAACGUGCUCAAGAAGAGCUUCAUAAGAAGAAGCCCAAGAAACCAAACCCUCCUGUUCCGGAGAGAGACAACAUCCCUGGUGAUAGGCAUCAAGAGACUGAUGUUUUCGAGGUUCCAGUUGAGAAAACAAAAGAAGGUGAGAAGCUGAAGACUGAUGAGUUGGCUUCAAAGGAAGACCAAAUCAAUGUACUGAAAGCUAGACUAUACGACUUGGAGAAAGAAAAGCUAUCACUUAACGAGGAGAAUGAGGGCUUGAAGAAUCAGUUGAAGAAGAUGGAUUCAGAAAUGUCCACUGCAAAGGCGAAAGAGGGUGGGAUAGCUUCAAAGGUGAGUCAGAUUGAGGAAGAACUACAAGAAAGCAACGAGACGAUGGCAAAGCUAAAGAAGAAGCUGGAAUCCAUGGAAGAAGCAAAAGAGAGUCUAGAAGCCGAGAUGAAGAAGCUGAGAGUACAAACCGAGCAGUGGAGGAAAGCAGCAGACGCUGCAGCUGCGGUUCUAUCUGGAGGGGUAGAGAUGAAUGGUCGGUUCUCAGAGCGGUGCGGGUCAAUGGAGACUCAUUUUGCAGGCAGGUUUGUAGGAUCACCGGGAAUGGCUGACGAUUCGGAUGACGGGUUAGGGUCUGGGAAGAGGAAAGGUUCAGGGAUGAAGAUGUUCGGUGACCUAUGGAAGAAGAAAGGACAAAAAUGAAGUGAUAGACCAAACAGUAGCGUGUGAUUCAGGGAAUUGUCUGAUUUUGUCUACGAAAUGAUGGCUCACCAUUUCGAAUUAUAGAAAAUAUUGCUAGUGAUGAACAUUUAGACAAAGAUUGUGCUGUUUCACCAGAAAAAGCUUUAAUUUAUCAGAAUUCAAAAAUUCAAUUGCAAAGUCU